This is a messenger RNA of Papaver somniferum (opium poppy), 2051 nucleotides long. RefSeq names its product fructokinase-like 1, chloroplastic. The transcript is spliced from 3 exons. The coding region runs from base 61 to 1479 and encodes 472 amino acids. Gene Ontology annotation, molecular function: kinase activity. Gene Ontology annotation, biological process: chloroplast organization; plastid transcription. The record is from RefSeq and is a predicted model, not a curated record. Gene Ontology annotation, cellular component: chloroplast nucleoid. NCBI's taxonomy places the organism in Eukaryota, Viridiplantae, Streptophyta, Magnoliopsida, Ranunculales, Papaveraceae.
UCUCUUUGCAUUUGCAGGAGCUGAAGUAAAGACUCUAAAACCCUAACUAGGAUUUCUCUAAUGGCAUCAGCCUACCAAUUACCCCUCUCAUUUCUUCCAAAUUCGUUUACCAAGCCAACAAAUUUCCACAAAAACCCUAGAAAAUUGAGAAGCACAGAGUCAUUUAAAUUAGCAGCCAUUAACGGAGAUACUGGAGCUACAGAAACCCUAAAACCCAAGUCCAAGGGAAGAAAGAAAGGAACUGAAACAUCUUCAGUUUCUAAAACAAAGCGGUCCAAAAAACCAGAGACUGUAACUGAUGUAAUUGAAGAAGAUGAAGUGGAAGAUUAUGAUGAUGGGAUUGAUUUUCCGUAUGAGCAACCACCGUUAAUCUGUUGUUUUGGAGCUGCUCAGAAAGAGUUUGUACCAUCAGUUCGGAAAUCAGAGAUACAAAUGCAUCCUGAUAUCUACUCAACAUGGAAAAACCUUCAAUGGGAUCCGCCAGAGUUUGUUAGAGCUCCAGGAGGACCACCAAGUAAUGUUGCAAUUGCUCAUGUUAGAUUAGGUGGUAGAGCUGCAUUCAUGGGGAAAGUUGGAGAUGAUGAUUUUGGUCAGGAAUUGGUUUUGACUAUGAAUAAAGAGAAUGUUCAAACUCGAGGGGUUAAAUUUGAUUCCAAGGGGGCUAGAACUGGUGCUGCUUAUAUGAAAAUUAAGUUUGAAGAUGGGAAGAUGAAAGCGGAGACUAUUAGAGAGUCGGCUGAAGAUUCCUUACUGAGUACUGAGCUCAACAUUUCUGUGCUAAAAGAGGCUAGAAUUUUCCAUUUCGUUUCAGAAGUUAUAACGUCUCCGAAAAUGGAGUCUGCCCUUUACAGAGCUAUUGCAUUGUCAAGAAAAUAUGGGGGGCUUGUAUUCUUUGAUUUGAAUUUGCCUUUACCCCUGUGGACAUCUCGGGAUGAGACGAGGCUGGCGAUUAAGAAAGCCUGGGACCACGCAGACAUUAUUGAGGUUACAAAGCAGGAGUUAGAGUUCCUUCUUGACGAAGAUCAUUACGAGAGGAGAAGAAAGUAUAAGCCACAGUACUUCUCGCAGACUUUUGAGCAAACAAAAAACCGGCGUGAUUAUUAUCAUUAUACCAGGGAUGAAAUUUCUCCGUUGUGGCAUGAUGGGAUUAAAUUUUUGUUCGUGACUGAUGGAACACUUAGAAUUCACUAUUAUACCCCGUCUUUUGAUGGGGUUGUAGUUGGGACUGAAGAUGUUCUUAUAACACCAUUCACUUGUGAUAGAACUGGUUCCGGUGAUGCCGUCGUGGCUGGCAUAAUGCGAAAGUUGACAACAACCCCAGAGAUGUUUGAAAAUCAAGACGUGUUGGAGCGACAACUUCGCUUUGCUAUUGCAGCCGGGAUCAUUGCUCAGUGGACGAUUGGUGCUGUGAGAGGUUUUCCUUCAGAGAGUGCUACACAGAAUUUGAAGGAACAGGUCUAUGUGCCUUCAAUGUGGUGAAACUUCGAGUGCUACGAUUUGAAGUUGCUGUUGCUGUUGUCGAAGGACAAAGUUUAACUUACUUCGUAGGGAGAUCUCGGACAUCCAUUUUGGGACUGGUGGUGUAUUUCUGAACCGUUUUCGUUUAGAUGGAUGGUUAAGCCAGAUAGUUAAGAAAGUCAAAGUAGAAGCAUGCAGUUAAUGUAGUCUUCUGAUUAACUAUCAUAGAUUUGUUGCUAAGUUAGCAAUCUCCGAGGAUUGGAAAGCUUUAUUCUAGCAAAAACAGUGGAGUAGAAGGGUUGAAAAGCCUGAGAAUGUUAUAUUUCAUGUUGCUGUUGUAGUCUAGUUAAGGCAUCUGAGUAUAUGUUUUUUUAUUUGGGAAACUAACCUGUGACCAUGUCAUGCCAAUGUAGGAAAACUGUAUCCCUUGUGUUUGUGAGUGCCCAAAUUUUGUUGGUCUAAUAUCUGUUGAGGGGUGAAUAUGAUUUAGAGAAAGAGAGAGAAAGACUUCCUUUUCCAUUGUACCAUGUGCCUUUUUCUACAUGCUUUCCUAAGAGCAAGUCUUAUGAUGGAAUUCAAGCAAUUUCAAGGGU